Apis dorsata (giant honeybee) is the source of this 622-nucleotide messenger RNA. It is a transcript of the gene Ppib, whose product is annotated as peptidyl-prolyl cis-trans isomerase B. NCBI's taxonomy places the organism in Eukaryota, Metazoa, Arthropoda, Insecta, Hymenoptera, Apidae. The record is from RefSeq and is a predicted model, not a curated record. Gene Ontology annotation, molecular function: peptidyl-prolyl cis-trans isomerase activity. Gene Ontology annotation, cellular component: intracellular membrane-bounded organelle. Gene Ontology annotation, biological process: protein peptidyl-prolyl isomerization. Bases 203 to 565 code for a protein of 120 amino acids. The transcript has 3 exons.
GUUGUGAAAUUAAAUAUAACAAAAUCUACAUAUGUAGGUAUGGUUUGAUAUUAAUAUUGAUGGUAAAUAUGAAGGAAGAAUUGAAAUUGGACUUUUUGGAAAAACAGUUCCAAAAACAGUUGAAAAUUUCAUUGAAUUAUCUAAAAAACCUCAAGGAGAAGGAUAUAAGGGUAGUAAAUUUCAUAGAGUCAUUAGUGAAUUUAUGAUUCAAGGAGGAGAUUUUACAAAAGGAGAUGGAACUGGAGGACAUAGUAUUUAUGGUAGUCGUUUUAAAGAUGAAAACUUCAAAUUGAAUCAUUAUGGUGCUGGGUGGUUAUCUAUGGCAAAUGCUGGAAAAGAUACUAAUGGUUCUCAGUUUUUUAUUACUGUAAAACAAACUCCAUGGCUUGAUGGUAGACAUGUUGUAUUUGGCAAAGUAAUUAAAGGAAUGGAUGUAGUAAGAAAAAUUGAAAAUGUAAAUACUGAUACACGAGAUAGACCAAUAAAAGAUGUUGUAAUUGCUGAUUGUGGUGCAGAAGUAGUAGCAAAUCCUUUCAGUGUAUCAAAAGAAGAUGCUACAGAUUAAAUAUAUUUUCAUUUUUAUAAUAAUGAAAAUUAAUAAUUUUUAACUACCAUAUGCUAA